Molecule: messenger RNA, 531 nt
Organism: Drosophila willistoni
Lineage: Eukaryota; Metazoa; Arthropoda; Insecta; Diptera; Drosophilidae
Gene: Vha14-2
Product: V-type proton ATPase subunit F
Exons: 5
Coding region: 66-446 (126 amino acids)
Biological process (GO): proton transmembrane transport
Cellular component (GO): proton-transporting V-type ATPase, V1 domain; membrane
Molecular function (GO): proton-transporting ATPase activity, rotational mechanism
Source: RefSeq, a predicted model, not a curated record
UGCUUUGACUAUUAGUUUCCCAUAUUUGUAAUUAAUUGAAUUUAGUUUCAUUUUACUUGGCAAUCAUGUCACAAGAAUCAGAAUCUUUUGAUAAACUAAUUGCUAUUAUUGGCGAUGAGGACACUUGUGUUGGAUUUCUGCUUGGCGGCAUUGGCGAAGUCAACAAGAGUUUGGAGUCCAACUUUAUGGUUGUUGAAAGAGAUACUACAGCCGAGGAGAUUGAAGCUUGCUUUAAGCGUUUUGUUAGCCGUUCGGAUAUUGGCAUUAUAUUGAUAAAUCAAAUAUAUGCGGAUAUGAUACGUAAAACUAUCGAUGCCCAUACAAUGGCCAUACCAACUGUAUUGGAAAUACCAUCAAAACAACAUCCUUACGAUCCUAGCAAGGAUUCCAUUUUGAAAUUAGUUAAUGGCAUCUUUAAGUCACCUGCCAGGAAAAAUUUACUAUAGAAAAUAACUCAUACAACUUUUCAACUUUGGCGUUUUAAGGAAAUUGCCAAAAAAAAAUAAAUAAGAAAAGAAAGAAACUAACAGA